Molecule: messenger RNA, 1766 nt
Organism: Etheostoma spectabile (orangethroat darter)
Lineage: Eukaryota; Metazoa; Chordata; Actinopteri; Perciformes; Percidae
Gene: smim13
Product: small integral membrane protein 13
Source: RefSeq, a predicted model, not a curated record
UCUUAACCCAGUUACUGUAGCCGCUGCUUUGUCUGUCUUAGAUAAUAACUAUCAAAUACAUGUUGCAGUUAUGUAGCACGCGGAAGAAGGACUGUACCCUGCUGUGACCAGCUAGCUAACUGUCUGGGAACCUACUGCGGCUCCGUUUCACAGCCAGCUAGCGUUAGCGAACAAGCUAGCCGGCCAGACGCUAGCAAACAAGCUGCGAUGUGCUGCUGUUUGUUUUGCUCUCUCUCUCUCGUCUGAGGCUAGCUAUCUAACUCAGCUGCCAGGCGGCUAACCGAGCUAGCUAGCUACGUUUUUGUGUUUGGUGUGAAGAAGAAAAUACACCAAAACCACCUCUUUAUGCUGUUGUUGCUAUAUCAAGUGUCCAGCUAAGAUGUGGCAAAGUGUCGGGCUCACACUGCUGGUCAUUGUGGCCACACUUGUCUGUGCGCUGCUCUUCAUGCUGUUUGGUUGGUAUGUAGUCUGGCAACUCUUCCUGUCCAAGUUCAAGUUUCUGCGUGAACUUGUCGGGGACGCCAGCACCCCGCAGGCCGAAACGCAGCCGUCCGAAACCAAGAGCGAACGUACAGCUAACGUCCCACCAAGAAGUCGACCCAAGACGGCACGCCAAAGAGUCGCCUUUCCAGAAAGCACUUCAUAGAUCAUCCAGACCGCCACUGUGUAUCCUUCAUGACCCCUCUCUCGCCGCCACUGCCCGUCAGCCCUCUACAAACGCCAUCAGGGGUAUUCCCCACUGACCCUGCACACUAAACAAGGACCUUGUGGACACUAAGUAGUCAACCCUCCUCUUCACCAAGACACUUUAAACUGGCCAGGCAGAUCUCCUGGUUUCAAAGGGAAAAGCCAUUACUGUCCAUUUCUUUACAUCACCUGUUCAUAUGGUUAAUUAUGUAUUGAGGAGCGAGUCUGGAGCUCCCCUCCUGGUCCUCCUGUUAUCCUGCAAUAGUGACAGCCAGCUUUCAUGAGCGGCCACGCUGCUUUGUGCCACCCAUGUGGAGUAUGAAGAAGCUCCAUCAAAGAGACGUGUUGGUCUCUCUAAUGUACAUCUUUUAAUUAUUUUUUUUAAGAAAAGUAAGUCCUACUUUGAACAAAGUAGGCAGAUUAAAAAUAAUUUUGUCUGCAUCAUUUCAACAAGAACAACUGAAGAUGAACUGAAACAGUGAUUUGUAUAACUGACAAUUUUCUUUUCUUCACAUUGUGCAAUGAAAGGAAUGUUUAUGCUGUCAUUUUGUUGUUUCUUUGCACAGUAUACUCUGGCAUGAGGGGGAAACGGUCUCACCCAGCAGAUAAUGCCCAAAGCCUCAAAGAUGGAAAAUAACUUCAUUCCAGAUGUGUAAAAUGUGACUUUUUUUUUCUUGCAACUUCUCCUUCACCCCAAUUUUAUACAUAUAUAUAUUUAUACUUGAAGUGUCAGGAGAAGGUUUCAAGGAAAUGUUGGCGUUGAGAUUCAGUUAUACACAUUAUUAGCUUAUGUUUAAGAGCAAUGAAACAAGGCUUCCUGCUGCCCGGGUGGCAUCUGAACCCUCUCCUGUCCCCUGUGCCUCUGUCUGCACCAGUGCCUGUCUAGAUGGCCUCCUUUUGUAAAGCCGACAGUAGCUUGGUGUCCAUUACAGGGCAAAUCAAAGCUGACCUAAUCCAUAUUUAUGUAAUAUUCUCCCUCCAGGUAAAACUCAUUUAACGUCUGCAUCUUUUUCUCAGCAGUGAAUUAUUUUGUUCUUCAGGAAGCAGUAGCUUCAAAUAAAUAAUGCCAUAAACAUAAA